CGGAAGAGUUGGUCUUGCAGUUUCUGUUCCCCUUUCCCCCGUUCUGGAGCUUGAAGGAGGCGGGUGUUGUCUCGUGGCCGACAUGGACCGAUACGAUAAGACGUCCUUGGACGCGCUCGCGCAGCCUGAUCCCAGAAAUGAAGGUUCAUUAGCAGCCACUCUGAGGACACUUCUUUUCUUCACAACUUUAAUGAUUUUGCUGCCCAUUGGAUUGUAUUUCUCAUCCAAGGUGUAUGUGUUUGAAGGCACCCUUGGAAUGACCAACAGGGACAGCUAUUUUUACGCUGCUAUAGUCGCUGUGGUUGCUGUUCACUUUGUGCUUGCUCUUUUUGUCUACGUUGCGUGGAAUGAAGGAUCGCGGCAAUGGCGUGAAGGCAAGCAGGACUAAAGUCAGCUGUCACGUAAGGGAACAUUUCGCAGGUGGCGUGCCACCUCAAAGAGAACAUUGUCAUGAUGCAUAGAGGUGAAGUCCUCUGAAUUCCAAAAAUCUCCCUUAUUGAGUGGUACAAGAUUUGCUGCUUUGUCUAACAAGAUCCGUGAAUUCAUCAAAUUCAAAAUUUGCCUAUUGGCAAGAAGAGUAUGGAGCAUGCCAGAAGGAAUGUCCAUUUUUGUUCCUACAGGCCGAUUGCAAGGGAUUUGUUUGGUUUUCUUUCUGUUAAGCUGUCAAGAAUGAUGUCUAGGUCCUCAUCGGGACAAUGCAUAAAAUAAAAUGAGUGGACUGAGAA
Molecule: messenger RNA, 725 nt
Organism: Sphaerodactylus townsendi
Lineage: Eukaryota; Metazoa; Chordata; Lepidosauria; Squamata; Sphaerodactylidae
Gene: VMA21
Product: vacuolar ATPase assembly factor VMA21
Exons: 3
Coding region: 83-388 (101 amino acids)
Biological process (GO): vacuolar proton-transporting V-type ATPase complex assembly
Cellular component (GO): endoplasmic reticulum membrane
Source: RefSeq, a predicted model, not a curated record